AAUCUAAAUUCUAUAACCACGAUCCGUAAUAAAAUAUCUUUCAAAACCUCAAAACUUAAAUCAAACCAAAAUCAUUAGUAAAUCUUGUCUGGUGUUUGUGUCAGAGUUUGUGUUUCAUAGGUAUUGACAAAAGUGUUAGUGUAAUGUGUUUGGUGUUUGUGUGCGACGAGGAAGAAAGGGUGUUGGGGAGACAGACAGCACCGGGGGCAUGCCCUUAUUGUGGAGGGAUGGUUCAGGCCAUUGAUGUAGAGAGCCAAUGGAGAUUCUGUUUUCUACCCUUAUGCUUUAAGACCAAACGCAAAUACUAUUGUACCAUGUGCACAAGAAGACUAGAGACAAACACCAUGUAAUUUUGGGGACUACCUCCUUUUUCUAGUUAAUACAUCUCAUGGCUUAUACUUGUAUAUAUGUUGGACAUUAGCAAUUUUAAUUGAAAAAUACUUGCUUUUGCAGCCCAGGAAAUCCCACGUUUGUAGAAUUUGCGUUAAUGGCUUUCGUUGUAGAACUUGUGAUAAUUUGUUGUAACAGCGUUUGCAAUAUUGGAAUUAAUGCUGAUGGAACAUGUAAAAUA
Messenger RNA from Glycine soja, 571 nucleotides. RefSeq lists its product as uncharacterized. The coding region runs from base 144 to 350 and encodes 68 amino acids. The record is from RefSeq and is a predicted model, not a curated record. NCBI's taxonomy places the organism in Eukaryota, Viridiplantae, Streptophyta, Magnoliopsida, Fabales, Fabaceae. The transcript is spliced from 2 exons.